Gracilinanus agilis (Agile Gracile Mouse Opossum) is the source of this 965-nucleotide messenger RNA. RefSeq names its product protein tyrosine phosphatase receptor type C associated protein (gene PTPRCAP). The record is from RefSeq and is a predicted model, not a curated record. The transcript has 2 exons. Bases 80 to 700 code for a protein of 206 amino acids. NCBI's taxonomy places the organism in Eukaryota, Metazoa, Chordata, Mammalia, Didelphimorphia, Didelphidae. Gene Ontology annotation, cellular component: plasma membrane.
GUCCCUACCUCCUUCACCCAGUCGCCCACCCCAGGCUGUCCUAGCCAGAGCUCCUGCCAGCAGAGCAGCCGAGGCCCAGAUGGCUCUGUCCAGGUUCGGGGGCCUGAUGGCACUGGCAUCUCUGCCAGGGGUGCUGGGCUCCGAAGACAGAGGCUCCCACAGCUCAGUCACCGUGUUCCUGCUGGUGCUGCUGCUGCUCAUCCUACUGACGGGCCUGGCCCUGGCCUGGUAUCACCUCAGCCGGGAGUCGGGGGGCUAUUACCACCCCACCCGCCUGGGCAUCUCCCUGUGGAGCCAGGCUCGCCGGCUGCUGCGGGCCACAGGGGCGGCCAGGUGGCUCCAAGGGCCAGCCGUCGAAGAGCUUCAGGACAGCAUGGAAAAGCAGGAGGAAGAGGAAGAGGAGGAGGACGAGGAGGAGCAGGAGCAGGAGGAAGAGCCAGAGGGGGAGAGCGAGGCCCAGCCCAGCCAGAAGGAUAAGGGAGAUGUGGACGGGGCCUCGGAGAGCCCAGGGGAAGGCCAGGGAGGAGAAGCCUGGCCCAAGCAGAGGAAAGGCAGCAGCCCCCGGCCCGAGCGGUCCACCUCCUCUGGAGGCAGUGCUGAGGCCCUGCUGAGCGACCUCCAUGCCUUUUCAGGGACAGCAGCCUGGGAGGACGGGGCAGGGACAGAGAGGGGCCAGGGCCUCAGUGUCACUGCGCUCUAGGCCUUUGCUUCCUGGUACCCCCUUCUGCCAUCCAAGCCACUGUGUGGUCAACAGGCCUCCCCCCAGCCUUCCAGGAGCCCAGCUUGGCCCUGCCUGCCCGCUCCCAUGGUCCUGAACAGAGGGAAGGGGGUGCUCUCUGUUGGGCUCCCAGGGCACGGCAAUGCUCACGCAUCUCCGCACGGUCCCUCUGUGCCCCAACAAAGCCCCCGUAGACAGAAAAGGAGCAGGAUGCAGCUGCGUCCCCGUUGGAAAUAAAGCCGCCUAC